AUGAGGCGAGGUGCGAGCGUGGUCAUUUGGAGAAUUUCUGCAGAAGCGAGGGGGUUUCCGCAGGUGCGGUACCCGCAGAUGCAGUUAUUGACCGCAAAAGCGGUCCGCGUUUAUGAGGGGAAUUCCGCAGAAGCGGAAAGUGGUGCGCAAGUGCGGAGACCGCAGGAGCGGGAUGGUUACCGCAAAAGCGGUCCUUGGCCUAUUGAAGAUCCUCAGAAGCGGAGGUGCAACCGCAGAAGCGGAAGUCGCAUGUGCGGCAAAGGGACUACAUCUGCGAGGAGACGAUCGCAUCUACGAAAUGGGGAGAGAAGGCCGGGACCGCUUCUGCGGUCUGGAGCCGCAUUUGCGGAGCCGCAUCUGCGGCUUGGGAGCCGCUUCUGCGUUCCUGGCCUGGCCUGCCUGGGCCACUUCUGCGAUACGAGGACCACAUCUGCGGUAAACAAAAUUCUUCAGCUGGUAAUGGAUAAUGGUAUUGUCCAAGUGAUAUUAUCGGUACCAGAUGGCAUUGUAACUGGAAUCAAAUACAAUGGUGUUGACAAUUUGCUUGAGAUUCUAAAUGAUGAUGAAACAAACAGAGGAUACUGGGAUGUUGUCUGGAGUUGGGCUGGGACUAAAGGAACUACUGGAAUUGUUGGCUCAUAUGCACAACCUAUAAGGUCAUAUUGGAAACAGAUGAUCAAAUCCUUCUCAAGGAAUUGGGAUGUGUCACUUCAGGACAAGCUUAUUCCCCUGAACAUAGACAAAAGGUUUAUAAUGCUUAAAGGUUCCUCAGGUUUCUAUUCUGAUGCAAUUUAUGAGCAUUUAGAGGGAUGGCCUGCUUUCAACCUUGAUGAGACUAGGAUCGCAUUCAAGCUCAGAAAAGACAAGUUACAUUACAUGGCAAUCGCAGAUAACAGGCAGAGAUACAUGACCUUACCUGAUGACAGGUUACCAGAUAGAGGACAACCACUUGUUUAUCCAGAAGCAGUCCUACUUGUCAAUCCCGUGGAGCCUGAGUUCAAAGGCGAGGUCGAUGACAAGUAUCAAUACUCAUGUGAGGACAAAGAUCUCAAGGUUCAUGGAUGGAUUUGUAUGGAUCCACCACUGGGGUUCUGGACAAUUAUUCCCAGUGACGAAUUUCGAUCCGGGGGACCCCUUAAACAAAACCUCAUUUCUCAUGUUGGUCCAACUACUCUUUCUGUGAGUAGUAAUCUGCAGCCAUGGAAGAAAGUCUUUGGACCAGUUUUUAUAUAUCUUAAUUCUGUCACUGUAGGGGAGGAUCCCCUUACUCUCUGGAAGGAUGCCAAAGAACAGGUAUAA
This is a messenger RNA of Nicotiana attenuata, 1299 nucleotides long. RefSeq lists its product as uncharacterized. The transcript is spliced from 8 exons. Gene Ontology annotation, molecular function: carbohydrate binding; catalytic activity. NCBI's taxonomy places the organism in Eukaryota, Viridiplantae, Streptophyta, Magnoliopsida, Solanales, Solanaceae. The coding region runs from base 1 to 1299 and encodes 432 amino acids. The record is from RefSeq and is a predicted model, not a curated record. Gene Ontology annotation, biological process: carbohydrate metabolic process.